GAGGCGGAAGUGGCGGCGCCGGCCCCGGGAGUAGGAAGGAGCCGGGGCUGCACCCCGAGCAGAGCGGCUGCCAGCCGAGGAGCAGGCGCGGCGGUGUCGCCAUUUUGCGGCCCUAAGCGGCCGCGACCGAGUCAUGGCCGAGACCUACGACUUCCUCUUCAAAUUCCUGGUGAUUGGCAGUGCAGGAACAGGCAAAUCAUGUCUCCUUCAUCAGUUCAUUGAAAAUAAAUUCAAACAGGACUCCAACCACACAAUUGGCGUGGAGUUUGGAUCUCGGGUGGUCAACGUGGGUGGGAAGACCGUGAAGCUACAGAUUUGGGAUACAGCUGGCCAGGAGCGGUUUCGGUCGGUGACACGGAGUUAUUACCGAGGGGCAGCUGGAGCUCUGCUGGUAUAUGACAUCACCAGCCGGGAGACCUACAACUCACUGGCUGCUUGGCUGACGGAUGCGCGCACACUGGCCAGCCCCAACAUCGUGGUCAUUCUCUGUGGCAACAAGAAGGACCUGGAUCCGGAGCGCGAGGUCACUUUCCUGGAGGCCUCCCGCUUUGCCCAGGAGAACGAGCUAAUGUUCCUGGAAACAAGCGCUCUCACGGGUGAGAAUGUGGAGGAGGCAUUCCUGAAGUGUGCCCGCACCAUUCUGAACAAGAUCGACUCAGGUGAACUGGACCCCGAGAGGAUGGGCUCCGGCAUUCAGUAUGGUGAUGCCUCCCUUCGCCAGUUGCGGCAGCCUCGGAGUGCCCAGGCCGUGGCCCCUCAGCCCUGUGGCUGCUGAGACCUGCAGAGUCAGCUCACCUGCUCUCCAGGACCAGCCCUGUCCUUCCGUCUGGGGCCCAGACACAGGCCCUGGGAGGCCGAGCCCCUCACCUGCCCUGGCCCCAGAGAAGCUGCCCUGCCACCGGUCUCCCUUCCCUGGCCUGGUGGGGCCUGGCUGAGGGGCAAGACUGAGCCAUGGGGGAAGGGGGAUUCUCUCCGUGCCUGCUGCUGCUUCCUCUGUCUUGGCUAACCCCUGUUUCCCCUGAGCCCCUAACUCCUCUUUGAGCAUACUCAGAGAGUUCACAAAGCCUGAGACCAGGGCCAUUUGGCCUCAGCAUCCCUGGCCCUGCCAUUGCGAGUACGUGUUAUUUAUUACCUGGAGGCCUGUCCUGUUCCAAUGCCCGCCCCCCCCAUAAAGCAUUGUUUAC
Molecule: messenger RNA, 1184 nt
Organism: Budorcas taxicolor (takin)
Lineage: Eukaryota; Metazoa; Chordata; Mammalia; Artiodactyla; Bovidae
Gene: RAB4B
Product: RAB4B, member RAS oncogene family
Exons: 8
Coding region: 134-775 (213 amino acids)
Biological process (GO): Rab protein signal transduction; regulation of endocytosis
Cellular component (GO): endosome
Molecular function (GO): GTPase activity; GTP binding
Source: RefSeq, a predicted model, not a curated record